This is a messenger RNA of Drosophila rhopaloa, 2601 nucleotides long. RefSeq names its product endoplasmic reticulum metallopeptidase 1-like. Gene Ontology annotation, biological process: proteolysis. Gene Ontology annotation, molecular function: metalloexopeptidase activity. The record is from RefSeq and is a predicted model, not a curated record. Lineage: Eukaryota; Metazoa; Arthropoda; Insecta; Diptera; Drosophilidae.
AUGGGAGACAAGGACAAACUGAUUUCAGACGAGCCAAUCGGUCAAUCGAAAGUCAGAAAGCCGGAACAAAACUUCCGAGGACCUUGGUACUUGGCCAGCGGCUUCCUUUUGUUCUGGGCACUGCUUUUCUUUGCGGUUGUCUUGCCACUCUUCUACCGCCUUCCCAAGGCCUUGUCCAUCGAGGAUGCCUCCAAGGGCGUCUUCAUCGCCGAACGCGCCCACAACAAUCUUUACGAAUUUGACGAAAUCGGAACCAAAGUAGUUGGCAGCGAUGGUAAUGAGAACAAAACCGUCGAUUACCUGCUGGGAUUAGUGGCCAAGAUAGACGAGAAUGUCCUGGACGAUUUCUUCGAUAUUGAGGUCGAUCUACAGCAGGUCUCGGGAUCUUACAUCCAUUGGACCAUGGUGAACAAGUACCAGGGAGUGCAGAAUAUCGUCGUCAAGCUUAGUCCGAAGAACACCACGAGCGAAUCCUAUCUGUUAGUCAACAGUCAUUUUGACUCUAAGCCGACUAGUUUCUCUGCCGGCGAUGCCGGUCAAAUGAUUGUCGCGAUCCUUGAGGUCCUGCGAGUCAUGUCCACUACCAGGCAAACGUUCCGGCAUCCAAUCGUCUUUCUGAUGAACGGAGCUGAGGAGAAUCCCCUGCAGGCUUCCCAUGGUUUUAUCACCCAACACAAGUGGGCUAAGAACUGCAAGGGUCUAAUCAACUUGGAUGCAGCAGGUGGUGGAGGUCGUGAAAUCGUGUUCCAGAGUGGACCAAAUCAUGCCUGGCUAAUGAAAUACUAUAAGAACUAUGCCAAGCACCCACUGGCUACCAGCAUGGCUGAGGAAAUCUUUCAAACUGGUAUCCUGCCCUCCGACACGGAUUUCAGUAUCUUUGUUAAAUAUGGAAAUCUUAUUGGUCUGGAUAUUGCACAGUUCAUCAAGGGCUACUUCUAUCAUACCAAAUACGAUAGAUUCGCUAAUAUUCCCAGAGAAUCCAUACAAAACACGGGAGAGAAUUUGCUAAGUCUUGUGCGAGCCCUUUCCAAUGCCACCGAGUUGGAUAAUACAGCGGCUUACGCAACGGGUCACGCUGUUUUCUUCGAUUUCCUGGGAGUGUACUUCAUCAAUUACACGGAGAGCACUGGAGUAAUUCUGAAUUAUUCUGUGGCAGGAGCAGCACUUGUCCUGAUCUUUGUUUCUAUUUGGCGCACUGCGAGCAUUUCCUGUGUAUCCACUGGCUACGUUUUUAGCUGGUUCAUUCUGAUCCUAGUACUGCAGAUCGUAGCUUUUGUCCUGGGUCUGCUCAUUCCCAUAGCAAUAGCCUAUGUUUUCGACAAGUACGGACUCUCACUCACCUACUUCAGCACUCCGGCCUUGAUGAUCGGUCUGUACAUAUGCCCGAGUCUACUUGGACUGAGUCUGCCCUCAUACAUCUACCUGAAGUUACAGCGAAGCAAUAAGGUGCCAUUUGCUCAAAGACUGCAACUGGUUCUCCAUGGACACGCCGUAGUACUUGCUAUCCUGGGCAUUGGAUUGACAGUAUAUGGUCUGCGAUCCACUUAUGUGGUCACCUGGACUCUCAUCUUCUAUGUAAUUCCCUUGGCCAUUAAUCUACUGACCACUCUGCACGACCGCGGCUUCUCCUGGACUGGUGUGCUCAAGAUUUUCCAGGUCAUUCCGUUCCUUUACAACAGCUACCUAAUUUACACGUUCCUGGUGACCCUGAUUCCCAUGAUGGGUCGUUUCGGCAGAUCAACCAACCCAGAUUUGAUUAUCUCAGCUUUGAACGGUUUGGGAACCAUUUUGGCAAUGGGUUUCUUGAUUCCCCUAGUUAAUAUGUUCCGACGACCCAGCCUGAUCUUGUUCAGCCUUUUGGUUGUGAGUGCUUUGACCAUUUACACGGCAACCUCCACCCAAAUUGGUUUUCCCUAUCGACCAAGGACCAACGUACAGCGAUUACCAUACUUGCAUGUCCGACGAACUUUCUACGAAUACGAUGGAACAGUGGUCAAGGAUGACUCUGGCUAUCUGUUUAAUUUCCAGGAUCGUCGAGGACCGGCUCCCUUGAAGAACUCCAAGGUCAACCUGACUGGCUUGGUUAGCAUUGGCGAUGAUUGCGACAAGAUCAUGAUGUGCGGAAUGCCCCUGUACGAUCACCGUUGGGUCAAGAAUCAAAAGCAGAUGAUGUGGUUGCCCCGCGAGGAGCUCAUUGAUCCUCCAUAUGUACCGGUACUGGAGCUUUUGAAUAAAACAGAACUGGGAAACAACACAGUUCGCUUGGAAUUCAGGACUAAAACACCGGAUCACAGCAGCGUUUUUAUCAAACCAUAUGAGGACGUGAUCACAGUAAACUGGUCCUUACCUUCGGCGUACAUCGGACAACAGGCGACCUCUCACCUUUAUUUCUCAUAUGGCAAGAAUAAUGCACCAUUGACCUUUUUUAUUGACUUUUGGAAACAAGAUGGUGAUUUCAAUGUACCCCUUUCCCAGAUAGGACUAUCUGCACAUUUCAUUGGCGACAAAGGCGAUGCGAUCAGUCAAGAGUUUGCCAGUUUGCUUCCUUCAUUUUCAGCCUUAGUGGAAUGGCCAACCUCCUACCAAAGGUUCAUUUUCUAG